CCAGCUCUCCCCGAGCGCCCAGAGCCGCGGCCGGAGCCGGACCGAGCGGCUGUGCCCGGACACAGCUCCCGUGCAGCCCCGGGGGCCGCGCUCGGGGCUGCGCCGCCUCCGCCACACGCGCUCCCGGAGCGUGCGGGGACCAUCGCGGGGGCACCACGAUGCCUUCGCCGGCGCUUCUCCUCGUCCUGCUGCUGCUGCUGCUGGCCCCGGGGGCCGCGGGGAUGCGAAGCGGGGCUGGGACCGGCAGCCCCCACCGUGGCCAGGGUGUGGAGGGAGGCAGGACCCUGCCCACGGUCUCCCAGGACAUCCCGGAGGUGCAGGUGAUGAGAGAGAGGCCGCGCCGGGGGACGGAGGAGGACUCCAAGUCGGUGCAGCAGUACGUGCCGGGGGUGCGGGUGGAGUUCCCGCGGCCCCUCAACUCCGCCAGCCUGCACCCGACCAGGGCCCUGCUGCCAUCCAGCACAGACCCCUCGGAGCAGCAACCGGGGGUCCCCACGGACAGGGACAGGCUAGAGCCCCGAGCCAACCUCACCACCGUGUCCGACAAGCGGCUGCAAAUCCACAACCCCUUGUACCCGGUGACCGAGAGCUCCUACAGCGCCUACGCCGUGAUGUUCCUGUCCCUCAUCGUCUUUGCCGUGGGCAUCAUCGGAAAUCUCUCCGUGAUGUGCAUCGUGUGGCACAACUACUACAUGAAGAGUGCCUGGAACUCCAUCCUGGCCAGCCUGGCUUUCUGGGACUUCCUCAUCCUCUUCUUCUGCCUGCCUGUGGUCAUCUUCAACGAGAUCACCAAGAGGAGGCUGCUGGGGGACGUGUCCUGUCGCAUUGUGCCCUUCAUGGAGGUAUCGUCGCUGGGAGUCACCACCUUCAGCCUCUGCGCCCUGGGCAUCGACAGGUUCCAUGCAGCCACCAGCCCCCAGGCCAGCACCCGGCCCAUCGAGCAGUGCCAGUCCAUCAUUGCCAAGCUGGCUGUCAUCUGGGUGGGCUCCAUGACACUGUCGGUGCCAGAGAUCCUGCUCUGGCAGCUGGCGCAGGACACGUCACCCGUGAACGGUGUGGUGACGGAGUACUGCACCAUGAAGCCCUCGUCCAACCUGCCCGAGUCUGUCUACUCGCUGGUGCUCACCUACCAGAACGCUCGGAUGUGGUGGUACUUCGGCUGCUACUUCUGCCUGCCCAUCCUCUUCACCAUCAGCUGCCAGCUGGUGACCCGCCGCAUCCGCGGCACCGAGAAGGGCGAGUGCCGGGGCACCAAGCACGGCCAGUGCGAGAGUCACCUCAACUGCACCAUCAUCGCCCUGACCGUCAUCUACGGGCUCUGCACCACCCCCGAGAACGUCUGCAACAUCGUGGUGGCCUACAUGUCCCCCGACAUGUCCAAGCAGACCUUGGACCUACUCAACCUCAUCAACCAGUUCUUCCUGUUCUUCAAGUGCUCGGUGACACCCGUCCUGCUCUUGUGCCUCUGUCGUCCCCUGGGCCAGGCCUUCAUGGACUGCUGCUGCUGCUGCUGCGAGGGCUGCGGCCCCGACACCGCCUCCAGCGAGGGCAGUGCCGACAGCAAGCUCAAAACCGAGAUGUCCUCCUCCAUCUUCUUCGACAAGCCCCGGGAGACACCCCCCCCGCUCCUGGCCCUCGGCACCCCAUGCUAAAGUGCCACCGGGGAGCUGUAGAGAUCGUUCCACCACCUCCUCCCAAGACCAAACAUUGUUUUGCCAUUAGUGCCCGUGUCUGGAUUGUGGAAUAAGCAGAAGAGACGGCUCAGGGGGCUGUGUCGUGGGCUCCAAACCCAGCAUUGGGCAGGUGGAGCUUGAAACCCUGUGGCUACAUCGGUGACCUUCUUGCCUCUGCCCAAAGGCCAGUGAGGACAUCAGCACCCUCCCGUCCCGGCUGCCCAGCUGGGCUCUGUGGGGUUGCUGCUCUGGAGAUGGAAUUGUGCCGGAAAGGUCCCAUCUGAAACCACGGAGGGUGGCCACGGUGGCUCGCAGAGGACACAGCAAACACAAACUGCCCUCGUCCUGUCCCCUCCCCUCCUGCCAGCCCCUCCACAGUAGGAGAAGGUCCCAGUGACUGUAUCCCAUGGAUCCAAGCCGUGCCCUGUAUGAGCUCAAUAAACCAGUAACCUAGA
Molecule: messenger RNA, 2128 nt
Organism: Pseudopipra pipra
Lineage: Eukaryota; Metazoa; Chordata; Aves; Passeriformes; Pipridae
Gene: GPR37L1
Product: G protein-coupled receptor 37 like 1
Exons: 2
Coding region: 159-1652 (497 amino acids)
Biological process (GO): positive regulation of MAPK cascade; adenylate cyclase-inhibiting G protein-coupled receptor signaling pathway
Cellular component (GO): signaling receptor complex; plasma membrane
Molecular function (GO): G protein-coupled peptide receptor activity
Source: RefSeq, a predicted model, not a curated record